AAUAAAUAGCGCAUUCUCUUUCAGAGCGACUAUCCCAACUCCCUCAGUAACUUUGCCGCAUCUGCAACACUUACAAAAUGGCCCCCAAAAAGGACGAGAAGCCCGCGACCGCCGAGGCCGGCGCCGAGGCUCCUGCCAAGGCUGAGGCCAAGCCCAAGGCCGAGAAGGCCGCCAAGAAGGCCAAGAAGGAGCCCUCCAAGAAGGCCGCCAAGGAGCCCAAGGGCGAUGGCGAGAAGAAGGACAAGAAGAAGAAGAAGAGCGCCGUGGAGACCUACAAGCUGUACAUCUACAAGGUGCUCAAGCAGGUGCACCCCGACACCGGCAUCAGCAGCAAGGCCAUGUCCAUCAUGAACAGCUUCAUCAACGACAUCUUUGAGAAGGUGGCCACCGAGGCCUCCAAGCUGAGCCGCUACAACAAGAAGCCCACCGUGACCUCCCGCGAGAUCCAGACCGCCGUGCGCCUGGUGCUGCCCGGCGAGCUGGCCAAGCACGCGGUGUCGGAGGGCACCAAGGCCGUGACCAAGUUCACCUCAGGCUAAAAGCUCUCAGGCUGGACCAACUCCACGAUAAAAACUCGGUGUUUCUCAACACCACCAUGACGCGGGGGUUUGGGGGCUUGGGACAGGGCGGAACUAGCCAGGAUGGGCGGAGGGGGAAAGCCAGUGCGGGGCACAACCCGACUGCACCUGGUGAUGACGUCGGGGACCACGACGGGUGCCCCCGUGUGCGCAGCAUGCAGAGCAAGGACUGGCCAGGGUGGUACUGUGUACUGAGAGGGCCUGGACUUCACUGGGCCAGGGUUGUACUGAGUGCUAAGAGGGCCCUGACACUGGUCUGGAGGGGUUAUACUGAGAGGGCCUGGGGCUUUCACACCUGAACCUUUGAUCUGGAGCGGAAAUGGCCAAAUAGAAUAAACGAGUGAAGUACGAGUAGGGCAAAGUAGGGAAUGAUGGUGCAAUUGAAUUGGCUGGGGCGGGGCGGGGGAACCUAUCUGGGCAAGACCUAC
Molecule: messenger RNA, 1006 nt
Organism: Chlamydomonas reinhardtii
Lineage: Eukaryota; Viridiplantae; Chlorophyta; Chlorophyceae; Chlamydomonadales; Chlamydomonadaceae
Exons: 1
Coding region: 78-539 (153 amino acids)
Biological process (GO): nucleosome assembly
Cellular component (GO): nucleosome
Molecular function (GO): protein heterodimerization activity; structural constituent of chromatin; DNA binding
Source: RefSeq, a predicted model, not a curated record